CAUUGUACGCGUGUGUGUGUCGUGUUGUUGCUUUGUGUUUGUGUGUGUGUUGUGUGAUGGAUCGGUGCGCAGUAGAUGAGUUGUAUGAGGCGUUCGCUGUGCUGGCUGGAAGUGACCCCGAUCACUGCUCUUAUCCGAAGGGUUACGUGAAGAGGCAAGCCGUGUUUGCGUGUAACACGUGCGUUCAGGCUGGCAUGGAGCCGGCCGGUGUGUGUCUGGCCUGUGCGAACACAUGUCAUGAUGGACACGACAUCUGUGAACUUUACACCAAAAGGAACUUUCGUUGUGAUUGUGGCAAUGAGAAAUUUCAUGGCUUCAAAUGCAAACUUAACACCGACAAAGAAGGACAAAAUGUGAAGAACGUGUACAAUCACAACUUCUUUGGACGCUACUGCUCGUGUGACAGACCGUAUCCUGAUGAAGACGACCAGGUGAAUGAAGAAAUGAUCCAGUGUGUCGUGUGUGAGGACUGGUUCCAUGAGAAACAUCUGGAGGCUCCGGCGGUGGACUGCGAUGCGCUGAUGGAGAUGAUCUGCGCUCGCUGUAUGAAUCGAGCGCCGUUCCUCUGGACGUACGCGGUUCACUUUGCAGUUUCUCCUCUGAAUAAACAAAGCCCUUGUAAAGAGCAAACGAAUGCUGAUAUGACAGAUGAGAAGGGAAAAUGUUUACAUACAAGUGGCCAAGAAACGUCCUCAGCGAGUUCCUACUGUCAGCAGGAAGAAACGACCGCUGGAGCCGCAGGGUCGUGCGUCCAGCCCUGAUCGGCACCAUGUCGUUUGGCUCAACAGCCCUCCAAAGUUCUCAAAUGCACUUUAAAUGAGCUCAAGGCCAAAGAUGCGGCGGGUACGAGGGCUGGCGCUGUGUUCUGGCCUUAUUUCUGGAGAGCAAAACUCUGCACAUGCACCGACUGCAAGAGAACGUAUGUAAAGACGGGUGUUCCUUUCCUGCUGGACGAGUCAGACACGCUGCUCGCAUACGAGGAGAAAGCCAAAGCCGAAGCGCUGACGAUCGAAGAGCUGCUGCUGUCCUGCCUCACCUCACUGAACCACGUGCAGCAGCUCGACAUCAUUUACCAGUACAAUGACUUGAAACAUGAGCUGCGUGAGUUUCUUCAGCAGUCUGCAAACCAGAGAAAGGACGUCACUCCUGAGGCUGUCCGUGAGUUUUUGGAGGAGCUGCAAACAAGAAAAAAGAGACGGCUGAACUGAGCCCAUCAACGCCAUCCAGAGCAGUGGUUCUCGACUCCAGUCCUCGGGGCCACUGCUCGGCACAUUUCUCUGAACCUGAAACUCGGUUCAGUUCAUGGAUCUCUCUCGUAAUGAGCUGAUGAUCUGAAUCAGGAGCGUUAAAUGAGAAAGACACACAAAAUGUGCAGAGCGAUGCGAAUCGCUGAUAUUGAGUAUUAUGAGACUAGAUGUUCUUUGACUGGAUCCACCUUAAUAAAGUCUCCUUGUAAUUGUUUCGUUA
Labeo rohita (rohu) is the source of this 1467-nucleotide messenger RNA. RefSeq names its product putative E3 ubiquitin-protein ligase UBR7. NCBI's taxonomy places the organism in Eukaryota, Metazoa, Chordata, Actinopteri, Cypriniformes, Cyprinidae. Gene Ontology annotation, cellular component: cytoplasm. The record is from RefSeq and is a predicted model, not a curated record. Gene Ontology annotation, molecular function: zinc ion binding; ubiquitin protein ligase activity.